Molecule: messenger RNA, 6228 nt
Organism: Monodelphis domestica (gray short-tailed opossum)
Lineage: Eukaryota; Metazoa; Chordata; Mammalia; Didelphimorphia; Didelphidae
Gene: CDC14B
Product: cell division cycle 14B
Biological process (GO): protein dephosphorylation
Source: RefSeq, a predicted model, not a curated record
UCCCCUCUAGGGGUCUCCGGCAGCUCCUGGCCCCGGUGUGGUCAACAACCUCACCAGCCGGGGCUGUAGCAGCCUUAAUAGCGGCUGUGUUACCAUCAUCAAGCUUCUUACCAUCAUCACAACCUUCGAGCUGCUGGGAACGUGGGGGCGGGUUAAAGGGAGGAGGAGGAGGAGGAGCCGCCACUUUACCGCUGCUGCUGCUGUUGCCGGCGCCGUUGGGGCUGCGGGCAAAAGGAGGCGGUAGCGAAGUGGGGGCUUCCUAGUCUGGUAGCUGAGGCUGUUGGUAGUGUGAAGAGAAACGUUAACUUGAGCUCCUCCUCUUCUCCCUCCUUCACCACUUCCUUCUGCUUCUCGCUGCUCCUCCUUCUCCUCCUCUCCUAGCUGCAGAGGCUUCUGCCCCCCUCCCCCUCCUGUUCCACCACCGCUGCCAGAAGCCCCCACCAUCACCGACGCCACCGUCGACGCCACCACCACCGAGCAUCAUCGCUUCCCAUUCCCCAUCCCUUCACUCCCACCCCCUGCUUUUUCUCCUCCUUGGGAGUGCUUCGGUGCGGGGCUGGCGACGGCCACGGCCUCACGGGCAGGAGCUAAGGGCAAUGGUCGUGGGUCCCUGGACGCACCGCGCUCGGCUCCAUGAAGCGGAAGAACGAGAGGCGAUCAUCGAGCUGGCUCAAGGUGUCCAAUACCAAGAGCUCACUGGACUUACUGGGAGCCAAGAAGAGCAGGAACUCGACUUCACAGGACCUGGUGGAGCUGGAACUAGAGCAGGAGGACGUUUACUUGGAUAUCACCGAUCGCCUUUGUUUUGCCAUUCUUUACCAGAAACCAAAGAGUGCUGCAAACAUACACUAUUUCUGCAUAGAUGACGAAUUUGAAUAUGAGAACUUCUUCGCAGAUUUUGGACCACUCAAUCUGGCAAUGGUUUACAGAUAUUGUUGCAAGAUAAAUAAGAAAUUGAAGUCCCUUACAUUGAUAAGGAAGAAAAUAAUUCAUUUUACGGGUGCUGAUCAAAGAAAACAAGCAAAUGCAGCUUUCCUCAUGGGGUGUUUCAUAAUAAUAUAUUUGGAGAAAUCUCCUGAAGAUACCUACAGGAUGCUGUUGGUUGGAAACAUAUCCUAUGUUCCUUUCAGGGAUGCUUCCUAUGGUAAUUGCACUUUCUACUUAACACUACUCGACUGUUUUCAGGCAGUUCAUAAGGCAAUCCGUUAUGGCUUCCUUAAUUUUGAAAAAUUCGACCUUGUUGAAUACGAGCAUUAUGAAAAAGCAGAAAAUGGAGAUUUAAACUGGAUAAUACCAGGCCGAUUUAUUGCCUUCUGUGGCCCUCACCCAAGAAACCGACUUGAAAGUGGUUACCACUAUCAUACACCAGAAGCCUAUGUUCCUUAUUUUAAAAGGCACAAUGUUACAACCAUUAUUAGACUCAACAAAAAGGCAUAUGAUGCUAGGAGAUUUACAGAUGCCGGUUUUGACCAUCAUGAACUUUUUUUUGCUGAUGGCAGUAUACCUAGUGAUGCCAUAGUCAAAGAAUUUCUGAAUAUCUGUGAAAAUGCCGAAGGUGUUGUAGCAGUUCAUUGCAAAGCUGGUCUUGGAAGGACAGGCACCCUUAUAGCCUGCUAUAUCAUAAAGCAUUAUAGGAUGACAGUUCCUGAAACCAUUGCCUGGAUCCGAAUCUGUAGACCUGGCUCUGUGAUUGGACCUCAGCAACAUUUUUUGGUGUCGAAGCAGGCGAGCCUUUGGACCGAAGGAGACUAUUAUCGCAAGAAGUUAAGGGACCAGGAAAAUGGAAGACACGCAGCUGCAGUCACGAAAAUCCUAACAGGGGUUGAUGACAUUUCAAUAUGUGAGAUCCAGUCGGAAGAAACGAAAGAUUCUGAAUCGUACAGUGAUGAUGAUGAUGAUGAUGAUGAUGAAAUAAACAGAAUGACUCAAGGUGAUAAGCUACUUGCCCUGAAAAGUAGAAGACGGGCAAAACCAGCAACUUCUAUUCCUCUAACAUGUAUCCUAGCUGUGCUGACCUCUGCACUAUGUAGUAUUGUCAUCUGGUGGAUUGUUUGUGACUGCAUUCUUCCCAUCCUGCUAUUCUGUCUAGAUGGUUUAAGAACCUAGUAACCAUCAGGACCCUUUGACAGAUAGCCACUGUUAGCCACUCCAUUCCAAGGACUAGAACAGUCUUGCGUUAAGGAAAAAAAAUGUGGCCAGAACUGAAGGAAUCCUCUAGGAAAAGGAAAACAACAGGACCUAACACAGUUUCUUUGAAAGACCAAACAAAAAGAAAAAAAAAUUUUUUUUAAUUGCCUCCAACUAAAACACUUGGUCAUUGAAGAAAAUGUACACAAAGAGUUUAAUUAGUUGAAUUUAUUCAUACUGUUGAGUCUUGAGGUCAGUAAUUUGAUAAAGAACUCAAAAUCUCUAUGUGAAGAAAUGUUUGAAGUUUGGCAAGCAAACAAAAAUAAUCUAUUGUAAAUUUAGUCUCAGGUGUAAAUAUGAAGCCUUCCGUUAUUAAGAAGACUCAAGAUUCUGUUUGGUGCAUGUGUAUAAAUUGUGAUGGCAAUCAUUUUUAGCUCUUGGCCUCCAAAGGAAUGGAGAAUCUGAGGCGGGCUUCUGUAUAUUUAUUUUGUUUGUCCUUACUAUGUUGUAUUAAGAUGGAAGAGGAAACUGCUUUAUGGAAAGAGUACUUUUUUAAUUUGUUGUAAUUUUAUUAUUUCAUGUUAAUUAGCCAAGUACACCAAAUUGCUUGCUUUCCACCAAAAAGUGUUGUAACUGGUAACCUUUCGUAAACACUGUUAAGUGUUUUGGUACAAAGUGGAUCUUUCAGAAAAUAUUUGAAAACUAGUGAAAGAAAAUGAAUAUGACUUUAGAAAGCCAAGAGAGAGAACUGGUUUCAAAUAGUACAAAUGCUGCAUAAUUUCAUUUCUCAUCCUUUUUAAAACCAUUUAAUAAGUCAAUAGCAUCCUGUGACUCGUCACUGUUUUGUUGCCCAGUAACAUGAGCAGAAAGCCUUUCUUUUUAAAAAAGAAUACUGUGACUUCUUUCCCUUAUAAAACAAAAAUUCCAAGGAAUUUUAACUUUUUUCUUAAGGUACCACUUUAAUUGAAUUCUGCUAUUGCUUUUCCCCCCAUGUCUUCUCUGAUCUCCUUCGAUUCAAACUCUAAUGGUUUGCAUCUAUGGAUUUUGGUUAUUGUUAAAUAUGAGAUCUCACUUAUUGCCUUUAUUUAGGGUAUACAAAAAUGUAACUCUUUCUAUAGUGCCUUGUUCAAUCCAACGAAGCAGAGUAGAUUCUGUCAAUAUUAGAUAAUUAUUACCGAAAUUUAAUUUAAAACUUAAGAUGUAUCUUAUUACCUAUAAAUAAAGGGGGCCUAAUGGUAGUAAAGAAUAUUUUGAAUAUCUUGAGUUCACAUAUUUCUUUUUUCAUAUGCACAUGAAUGAGUGAAUGAAUGAUUGUUACUUUACUUAGACCAGUUUCGGGCAAUCCAGUUUGAAAAGUUGGACCAUUGAAAUCUUAACAGAAAAUGGAUACUUUUAUAAUAUAAUACAAAUGCAUUAAAUAAAUGUCAGCCAUGUUUAUUUUUAUACCUAAUUUAUUUUUAAGAGCUGUUGCUAAAAGGAAAAAAAGAGGCCCUACCUGGGCUGAAGGAUGAUUGUAAUUAAAAGCCUGUAAAUGCAAAAAAUAUAAUAAUAAAUAACAACUUUAAAGCAAUGGUUCUAUUUGGGGGGCAAGGGGCACUUCUCUCGGAUAUAGGUUCUUGCAAUUUAGCACAAAAUACUUCUCACCAUCCUUGAGACUAAUGAUUUGAGGGUGGAACUAGUGGCAAUAGCUCCUAGGACAUUGGCUAGUAAGUUAAUUGGCCCAGAGGCAAAAUCAUUUCCCCACUGGCUACUUCGUCAUCUGCUCCAGAGCCUGUGGGGGGAACAAAAAGGAAAGAGAAAAUAAAUCAUCGUUAUAAAAAGUGAAUAUAAUGUUAAGCUCCCUCUACUCAGGUCUGUUUUCUUACUUUCGUUUCUCUAAAGACUCUCCUCUAUUAAUAACCAGGGAUAAAAGCAAAAUCAAACCACUUGUAAUUUCUUUCUUAAACGUAUUGGUUGGUCUUUUAAAACAAAAUGGGAAAACCUCCGCUCUCCCUCUCCCCAAACUGAACAACUUGUCUCCAAGACCGAGUCCUUUUCUGACUCGUAAUAAAAGAUCUUGGCUGCAGCGUUUCCACCCUCAGCAUUUGAGCCUUCAAAUGGGCAUCCCAUAGCAAGUCCUCAGCUCGGCCUUUCUUGAAUUUUAGCUGCUUUAAAUGUCAGCAAGGACUUUUCUCCUCCUCUUUUAAUGCUCAUUUGCUCCAUCCAUACCAGAAUUCGUCCUUGGAGGUCUCAGUUUGGUUAAAAAGCUUGUCUUUGUCGGCUGCCCCGAUGCCUUGAGCUGGUACGUGCCAAACAAAGCAGCCGACAGAGCAUGUGUUUGAGGGGGAAUGUGGAGGGAUUAAGAGGCAUCUGGAAAGACUCCUGUUGGCACAAGUCAGUUUUUGUAGUUUUGCUCUGCUCUGUUUUUGCUUCUUGAUCUCCAAAAACAUAAUAUAACCAAACUGGUCUUCCAAGCUUUCUCCCUUUAAGCCCAUUUUGUAGAAGCACUACUUCAACGUAUAGUAUAUGUCAGAUGAAGAGGAGGUGGAUAGAAAACUAGCCUUAGAAAUAGUAAGCUCUGGAUUCAAGUCCAAUCUGUAACCACAUACUUGCCGGGGGCAAGUUACCUCUCAGUGCCUCUUGGCAUCUUAUAUAAAGAACCUGAGUGGAUUAAAAAAUUAAAAAAAAAAAAAGAUGCCAACUUGCAUUGGUCAGGGAAAUUUCCCAUCUAUUGCUCCCCACCAGGGUGAAGUUCAGAUUGGAUCACCCUAAAAAGCAUUGUAGAUUUCUUAUGACCACUUUGCAUUUCCAUGAUUAAACAAGUUGAAUAUUUUUAUCGUUCUUCCAUCUUUUGGGACUAAAAUAGUGACAUUUAAAAGAUAAUAAAAUAGAAAUAAUUAUUUUUGUCAUGAAAGCAACUAUUUUGCUCAUUCUUUUCCUUUUCUCAGAAUAAAAACCAUUAAAUCUGUGCAGUGUUAUGGUUUGCUUAUUGGAAGUAAAGAAAGAAAAAUGAAAUUCUAAACCCUGAGCAGAUAGAUCCGCCAGGUAUAGUUUAGAACGUAUUUUUUUACUUAGCUGUGAAUAGUUGUUUCACCAAGCAUUGCCUCAGUACAAGUAGCCUUACUUGUCCCCCAGUGUGGUGGCUCUUCUAAACUUUACAAUUGUUUAAUCCUAAAAUUUAGCCUCAACCCCCCACCCCACCAUGGGAUUUUCGUGGGGAAAUUUUUCCAAAAUUUCUAUCUUGCUUCUUCCCUACAAGCUUUAGUUCAGAGCUGUCUUCCUCACUGGAGUGCUUGGGGCCGCCAUGUUUGAGGCGGACUCUCACUGUGGAACAGUGGCUUUCUUUGGAGACAUUCUCUUGUAAGAAAGGCCCAAGGUAAUCCCUUUCAUUUGAUUUCCUUUAUCCCUGGGCAACAAGGCAUUUACUCAAAGAAGUUGGUGGGAAAAUAGCUUCGAUUUCUCUUCUCAUUCAUGUAUCCUCUCUCCUACCAUCUCCCAUUCUUCCUCUUUGAAUUUUGUUGAAAGUUGCUUUUGCUCAGCCCCACCUUAAAGACUUUUUUCUUUACUCUUUCAUAAUUACUUUUCACCCAAUAAUGGCAGAGUGGGGUUCCCUCCUCCCCCCCUUCCGUCCAGAUCAUCGUAUUUUCCAUGUUGCUAAAUGGAAAUGCUGCACACGUUUUUGUUUUUAAGACUGGACACUUAAUAGUCUGUAGAAGAUUACCUCAUCCACAGAGGGGAAAAAAUGACAGCAGCUCAGUCAUCUGAUUCAAGUACUGCAAUUUUGUAGGCUCUUAUCUAAUGUGCACUCAUGUAUAGGUUAUAAAACGUUUUCAAGUGAAAUUGAUUGUUCAGUACUUAUUUAACCAUUGUCUUGAUUUUUUUAAAUUAAAAUGUAUAUUUCUAUUCAUAUUUUUUAAAUCAGAGGGAACUGGCAGAGCGAAUGUUUAUUUUCCUUAAGGUAUUUUUCAGGUAAAGCUUCAUAAAAAUGUCUUGUAAACUAGCUAGUUUAAUAAGUAUUGUCUUAUUUGGAAACCUUGUGUAUUGUCAUUGAUUUUAUACAAAAUGUUAAAUAGUGAAAAUUGUAUGCCCAAAGUUAUGUACAAUUAAAACUAUUAACCAGAA